Blepharisma stoltei is the source of this 459-nucleotide messenger RNA. The record is from the annotation of a GenBank genome assembly. NCBI's taxonomy places the organism in Eukaryota, Ciliophora, Heterotrichea, Heterotrichida, Blepharismidae.
AUGCAAGAAAAAAUUAUGCAAGAGCAAGUUAAACUGCAUCCUUUGACGUUUAAGCAUCCUUUAAGAACGAAAUCGUGGUGCAAAAUGGGGAAGGAGUUUUAUAUUGACCAUUUGGCUAUAACUUCUUUUCCAGGGACGAUUGUAACUCCUCUGACAAUUACAUCAAGAGAAUUUUCUACUAAAAAAAUCCAAGUUUUGGAUCGUAAAUUACAUUUAAAAGGAUUAAUUCCAAAAAUUUCACUUCAUUCAAAAAUAACAAACCUACACACAAAAAUUUCACUGCCAGAAAUUAAAAAAAUCAAAAAAUAUAGGACUAUGUCUUUAACUACUCCAGAUUUGAAGAUAUCGAAACUAUCAGGAAAGACGUCGAAAUUUACAUCAACAUUUUCGAGACAAAAGAAAAAAAAAGAUGAAGGAACAUUUGCAAGCAUUGAAGACAUCAAAUAUAAAUGUGAAUAG